Molecule: messenger RNA, 1089 nt
Organism: Candidozyma haemuli
Lineage: Eukaryota; Fungi; Ascomycota; Pichiomycetes; Serinales; Metschnikowiaceae
Gene: ERG3
Product: C-5 sterol desaturase
Exons: 1
Coding region: 1-1089 (362 amino acids)
Biological process (GO): lipid biosynthetic process
Molecular function (GO): oxidoreductase activity; iron ion binding
Source: RefSeq, a predicted model, not a curated record
AUGGAUCUCGUUUUGGAAAUAGCUGAUUCCUUCGUUCUCGACAAGGUCUACGCUAAAGCCUUGCCCAAAGACGGCAGUGUCGCUCGUUACUUCAACGACCACUUUGGCUCCAAGAACACUACUUCUGCCCAGGGGCUCCACAUGCCUGCGCCAGUGACGUAUUUGGCUUCGAUGGCUGGCAAGUUGCAGAGAAAAGAUGAGGUUUACGGCCACUUCCCGUUUUUCUUUGAUUUUGAUGAGUAUACCAACGCGUCGAUGCUUUCGAGAAGCAACUUGAUUCGUGAGUGUGUGUCUAUUUUCUUCAUCACGGCUAUUUUCGGCUGGAUUCUUUACUUUUCCGUGGCUUCGCUUUCGUAUUUCUUUGUUUUCGAUAAGAAGAUCUUUAACCAUCCUCGUUACUUGAAGAACCAGGUGUCUUUGGAGAUCUGGAGAGCUUCUACCGCCAUCCCAGUGAUGGUGCUUCUUACAGUGCCUUUCUUCGUGGCUGAACUUAACGGAUACUCGAAGUUGUACUUCCCAGUGAACGAAUCCACUGGCGGCUGGAAAGCCAUCCUUCUUCAAUUCCCAUUUUUCAUCUUGUUUACCGAUUGCGGUAUCUACUUCAUCCACCGCUGGCUACACUGGCCUGCUGUUUACAAGAAGUUGCAUAAACCUCACCACAAGUGGAUCGUGUGUACGCCAUUUGCUUCCCACGCUUUCCACCCUGUUGACGGCUGGUUCCAGUCCUUGCCAUACCACCUUUACCCAAUGGUUUUCCCAUUGCACAAGGUAUCUUACCUCCUUUUGUUCACUUUUGUUAACUUCUGGACGGUGAUGAUCCACGACGGUCAAUACAUGUCUAACGACCCCGUCGUGAACGGUACUGCGUGCCACACAGUGCAUCACUUGUACUUUAACUACAACUACGGACAAUUCACCACCUUGUGGGACCGUUUGGGCCGCUCAUACAGAAGACCCGACGACUCUUUGUUUGCCAGGGGCACUGACAAGGCCGCAGAGGAGAAGGAGUGGAAGGAGCAGACCCGUAAGAUGGAGGUCAUCAGAGGUGAGCUUGAAGGAAAGGACGAUGACAGGGAGUACGGACACUGA